UGAGCGCAUAUAGGUAGUCGUGAGAAGAGUCAGUCAGUGACGGGUUGUGUCUUUAGUGGCGUGGUGAACGAUUGAGUCGAGCCGCUUGUGUUAAAAAAUGAGCUGGCAGGAUUACGUUGACAAGCAGCUGCUCGCGUCUAGGUGUGUUACCAAAGCUGCAAUCGCGGGACACGAUGGCAACCUUUGGGCAAAGUCUGAAGGCUUCGAAGUAAGUAAAGAAGAGUUGACAAAAUUGGUCCAGGGAUUCGACGAGCAGGAUAUUCUGACGUCGUCGGGUGUCACCUUGGCCGGCAACAGGUACAUUUACCUGUCAGGUACGGAUCGAGUGAUAAGGGCAAAGCUUGGCAAAGUCGGCGUCCACUGCAUGAAGACGACGCAAGCGGUAGUUGUUUCUCUUUACGAAGACCCUAUACAGCCACAGCAAGCCGCAUCGGUCGUUGAAAAACUCGGGGACUACCUUGUGUCCUGCGGCUAUUAGGUUGGUAUAUACGUACUAACCUCUGGGACCCAACAUAAAUAUCUAAUAUUAAUAUUAAACGAUACGAUCGAUUAUUUUAAUGAACAGCGAAUGGAAUGCGUCAUGCCGCACGAGUCGCGCCGGAACUGCCGCAAGCUUGCCGCGCGACAUUCGAUGAAGAGCAACAACUACAUCAGCAACAACACCAGCAACACAGCUAUCAUAUUCCAGUCGUCGUUCUCUCCUCUUCGAUUCGGCCGAUCGACGUUCGGGGAACAGACGCACGCGCUCACGUGUGCGUAAUAACUUCCGAAAAAAGCUCCUAAGCAUUUACUUGGAAAAUGAUCGCGCAAAUUGUAAUCGAUGAAGGGCGGUCUUUUCAUUGUUUUCGUUUCAUCGUAGCACCCAUGUUUCGAAUUUUUAUGUCCGUUUGUGUAUUCACGACCGAGAUAAUGUCAGUACUAUAACGACAGGAAUUCCGAAAGCUUCGAUGAAGACAAAGGAAAAAAACGCUUUUUUACAAUUGAAUAAUAAAACGAAAAAUUAUGAACCGCAAGUACCAUGCAGUUUUACAUUUAUACGCACCAUAACAACAGAUAAGUAUUUACCUCAGAAGUGAUAAUGACAUAUACAGUGAGCCGAUAUGAAUUAAACGAGGGGAAAAAGAAGAAACAUCUUUUAUUUGCGAACGAUCGUAUUAUGUCGAUUCGUUGACGGAGAGACAAAAAUACACGAGACGCAUGCAUUAAGUAUAAGAAAUAAUGAUAAUAAAUAAUAGUAAACUAUUGCGUGUUAGGUUUACAGUCUUUUUUGUAGAGAAUGAAAGGAUGUUAGAGACGGUGAGACAGAGAGAGAAAGAGAGAGAGAGUGCGAGCGUUAGAGAAAGUUUGAUGGAAUAAAAGAAGAGGUGAUGAUGGAGAAAUGGGCGUGAAAGAUGAAGCAAAUGAUCGAGAGGUAACUAACGAAUUAGAAAGAGAGGGAGUGAGCGUGUGAGUGGGAAUAAUAAGGGAAAAGGGGGAGGUAGAAUGUGAAUGAAAAAAUUAAUUUCGAGGAUUGAAGAAUCGCGAAGAGAAGCGGUGUCUGGAAAUGUGUAAGAGAGCGCAAUAGAGGUAUAACACCGAUGAUAGAUACGGAAUAAGAUGAUGAAAGAGGCAAAAGCGAAGUGAAGCUACAGUCGAUGAGACAGUUGACAGCAAUGGUGGCGGUGAGAGGACGGUGCGGACGAUGCAGGCAAACGUGCGGUAGGGGGUGAAAAGGCGUGGAUUGAUUGUAAUCCUGGCUGGCCUCUCCCUCCCCCAUCCAGAUCGAUACAACCCUUUUAACUAUUUACUCUCUUUAAUAUUGCUAUGUGUAAGAAGAAUAAAACAAAUCGGGGAAUGUGUCACUUAUCGAUAAGAGAAAGAAAUACAGAGAGAAAGAGAGAGAGAGAGAGAAAGAAAGAAAGAGAGAGAGAGAGAAAGCGAGGGACAGGGGUGAGAACUGGAACGAGAAAAAGAGUCGCAAGAUGUACACCAAGAUAAUAUAAAUAUAUAAAUAUGACAUUUUCAAGCGCGCGUGGCAUGCAUACAAAACACGAACACGAUUGCGAAAGUUGAAAGGUAGAACUAUACACGGAACAAGAAUACACAUAUAAUUCGAUUUUCUAUAAUUUUUAUAUCUUCAUUUAUUCAUUUACAUCUUAGUUUUAGUUUCUUCUUUUAUAUAAUCAAUGUUCCGUAUCUAAUGCAACUGAUUAUAAUCGAAGAUAGUCUCUUACGUUCGAUACGUGGGUCUAAUAAAAAAUCAAAUCUAUGAAAAUAAAAAUUUGGAUUUAUAUUAAAACAUAUUCGGAAGAGCAACGUGGUUCUGCUUGGCCGUGUAAACGUUUCUCAUUCGACUAGCGCAGUCUUCUAUAAGUUAUACCAAGAGGAACACCCCCGCAGUCGUAUACAGACGCGCAUGUACACUCACAUACACAUACACACACAUCUAAUACACGAUACGGCUAUCAUUUAUUAUUACUGUAAUAUUACUGCUACUAUUAUUAUUAUAACUGGUUGCUUGUCGAUUCGGCUGGUGUCAAGCAGCAACCCAAACUACUAUGUAACGAUUUUUAUUGAUAACAAAAUAAGGAAUAAACAUUGAAGUAAUAAUUGUAAUAAAAAGGUAACUCCCA
Messenger RNA from Bombus pyrosoma, 2612 nucleotides. Its product is annotated as profilin. Bases 98 to 478 code for a protein of 126 amino acids. The transcript has 3 exons. NCBI's taxonomy places the organism in Eukaryota, Metazoa, Arthropoda, Insecta, Hymenoptera, Apidae. Gene Ontology annotation, molecular function: actin monomer binding. The record is from RefSeq and is a predicted model, not a curated record. Gene Ontology annotation, cellular component: cell cortex.